AUGAACGCCGCUACUACGUUUCGGGCUCUUGUUUUGAAGAGGCUUGAUAUUGCUGCUGGUUCUGAAAAGAAGUACUCUAAGAAGAUUGAUGUGUUGUUGGCUUGCGCUCCGGUGAAACAGUUUCAAGCAGGUUUGAAAAACACUGCAUUUCCUUCUCCUGAAGAAAUUUCAUCCAAAUCAUGGCCUCAGUUGGUGGAGAGUUUUCCCUUUGUCCAACAAGUUGCAUCGGUCUUGGAGAAACGGAACGUCCUUGUUGAAUUUGUAAAAGGAUUGGUACGAGGACAACAUCCUGAUGAGGAGGGAUUUGCUAAAGAGUUUCUCGAUAAAUCGCCAGAAAUCCAAACUUGCUACGAUCUAUUGAGAAGCAACAAGUUGGAAGAAGAGCUCAAGAACAUCAUGUUCAAAGCCAUAUUGAAUGAUACGCCUGUAAAGAUGUUUCUUGAUGAUCUCUUUUCUGAAUUCAAAGAAGAAAUUAUCAAGGAAAACCUUUCAUCUGCUUCCGUUAUUGAGGCUGGGCUUAAGAAAAAAGGGAUGCAAACAACACCAUUAGUCAUUUCGCUUGCUUUAAGCGAGGCCCAACCAAUUCCAUCCUCAACAAAAAAAAAAUCGAUGACCAAAACACCCACUCCACAAUCAUCCAACAACAAGAUUGUAACAACUAUAGCUUCAUCGUCCAACAACGUGGUAACAGUUACAUCGCCAUCCUCUCAACAAUCAUCCAAAAACAAGGUUGUAACCACUAGUGCUUCAUCAUCCAACAACGUGGAAACAAAUACAUCGCCAUCCUCUCAGCUGCCAUCCAACGUAGAAGCAUUAGCCGUUUCUCAAGAAAAUAUGGCUGAUGAAAAAAUGUCGGUAGAUCAAAUAUACAACGCCUUAAUCAACAACGAUCAUAAGGCAAUGGCUUCGUUCUAUUUUUCUCUUUCCGACUUGCCUCAACAAAUUCGUGGCUUGAACGAAACACUGAUAAAAAUGGAUGCGAGAAUCACAAACUUUGAAAAGAGAAUGGAGAAGGAGAUGAAAGAGAUCCGUGAUGACUUACGAAUUAUUAAUACAAACAUUGGUUGUUUAUAUGAAGGUCAAGUGAAACUUCAAUUCCAAAAAGAUGACGAAUUUAUAACUCACAAUCCAGUUGUAUUGAAGGAAUCUGAGAAUCAAGCAGCAUUUGCUAUUGCUCGAGCCAAUCAAGUUUAUUCAUCGUAUCUUAUGACUCUACAUUUGAAUAACAAAAUUAGCGACGAGAACGCCAGAAAACUGAAUUUAGAAACAAAAGAAAUUGAAAUUAAUUUCAUCAAGAAGCACAAAGUAACGGGAGCUGUAGAAAUUUUCGAAGCUACUAUUUCGUCAUUUAGUAGCGAUGAGAAAUUGUUGACGAAAAUGAUACAAUUAGAACGUCAAAUUAUGUUUUACAAGGAAUGUUUCAAAAACACCAUCAUCAGUAGAGUUGGAUUAGUCUCACCUAGCAACUUGACCCUCCAAAGAGUGAAGCAGGUUAUUGAAAACCAUAACGGCCUCUUUAUCAACAUUCAAUCUUUCAUCAACAACAACACUUUUGACAUUAUUAGGGAAGGACACAAACCUGAAAUUGAUUAA
Naegleria fowleri is the source of this 1593-nucleotide messenger RNA. RefSeq lists its product as uncharacterized. NCBI's taxonomy places the organism in Eukaryota, Heterolobosea, Eutetramitea, Acrasida, Naegleriidae. The record is from RefSeq and is a predicted model, not a curated record. The coding region runs from base 1 to 1593 and encodes 530 amino acids. The transcript has 2 exons.